AUGAAGGUGGCCAUGGAAAAAGACUUGGGCAAGCAAGUAUUUGCCUAUUUUCUCAAUGCCUUUCCCAACUCCGCCCAAUAUAUUCUUGGCCCAUUUUUCUCCGCCUAUCCGGAGGAGGUGGCCAAAGUGUGGGUGACGCAACCAAGAAGUGGCCCAACCUAUUUUUCAGACUUCACAUGGGCAUCCGUUUGGGAGAGCGCCAAGCCAUUUAAAGGUUGGCCGACGGGAACCCCCCUCAAAUCGGAUCCCACGGCAACAAAGGAGGCCCCAUCAAAGAAAGCAUCAUCCGCCGCCGGGAAGGCCGAUCACUCAAGCUCGGCGGAUGGCAAGUUUGAUUGGUAUCAUUGGUUCAAGGCAUUGGAACCAAAAUUGAAGGGCCAUUGGAAGAAAAUUGGGAUUUAUGAUACAUUGCUCCUAUGUGCGGGGAGCCCAUUUCCUUGCGACCGAUCUCUCAUCAUUGCGGCCCUAUGCUUUUGGUCUUCCUCCACCAAUUGCAUGAGGCUCCGCUUUGGGAUGAUGACACCCAACUUGCUAGACUUGGCCGCUAUUGCCGGCCUCCGCCCUCAUGGAAAGGAUUUCUCGGCCGCCAACCUUCCGGAUGGCAAAGUGGGCUUAGAUUUUCACAAGUCAAACAAGAAUUCCGGGAGCUGGGUGAAGACAUAUCUUGGCCAUGGCGGAGAUCCCACCGACCCUCCUUCCAUCAAUGGCGUAUCCUACACUGAGCACGUGGCUUUCCUUGUGAUGUGGUUGUGCAAGUUCUUGGCAUGCCCAAAAUCCGGCGGGAUCACAAAGGAAUUUCAAGCCUUGGCGGAGGUGCUUGCGGAUGGCCAUCAAGUGGCCAUGGGCCCAAUCUUUCUUGCCUAUCUUUAUAGAGGGCUCCGUGAGGUAACCACUAAACCCAUGGAUUAUCAUGCUUCUGGCCCCAUAUGGAUUUUUCAAUUAUGGCUCCAGUUAUAUUUUCCGGAGUUAAGUCCCACCACCGUUUGCCCAAACGAUGAAGCACUUUUGGGUCCGCCUUUGCUCAACGCCCCACGGCGGAAGCAUUUUGUGGAGGAUUGCUUCCGCUUUUUCUAUGAGUGCCAGGAGAGGACUAGGGAGCAUCUCUCCAUUUGCCUUGAUCACCGUUUCCCGGAUUAUCUAGCCCUGGAUCUUUCCUCAUAUCCCACGGCGGAGACGAAAGAUGAGAGACAUAAUAUGUGGGCGAGCAUUCUUAUCAGCCGAGAUCUUCCAUAUGGCCUAAUGGUGAACAAAGGAAGCAAUUAUCAUUGUGGUGGUGAGCUUUAUUAUCCCGCCGCCGCCGGCUACCAGCUUGGUUUUAUACAGAGCAUUCCUAUACCACCCAUGGAUUCCGUCAACCUGCUCUCCUCUUGGCGGGUGGAAUUUAAAGAUGCGAAAGAAGUCACCACCUUGACGGAUUUCAACCAAGACUUGGUGAAAUCCUUCAGUAUUCCGAUUAGAGAUCCUCGGUUUGGUGACUCUAACAUCUUUAUCCAUUGGUGGAAAGAAAUGUCGGCCGGUUGGUUUUCUCAACCAUGCUCAGAGAUUGAGGAUAGGAUCCUUAAGCAUUGCCCAUGCUCAUUGGCCUUUCAACAAGAGAAAGAGAAGAAGAAGGCCCAAGCAAAAGUUGACACCGCCGAGAAGGAAAACCCUCCCGCCAAGGUUAUUGAGAGAGAGAGCUUGGCCAAAUCCGCCAAUGCAAAUUCUGGGCGGGGCGAGAAAAGGCCCAACACCCCCCAUCCAAGGCCGGCGGAUCCUCCUCCCUCUUCUCAUUCGGUCGGGGCCGUGCAAUCGGCCACCACUUCAUCCGCCGCUCCGGAAACACAACCUCCUACACUUGAGGAGGGAGUUGGGGCGCAAGUCAUGACUUCGGUGGGCGAGGAUGAGUCGGCCGAGAUCACUACCACGGAGCACCCGGAGGAUGUUUCCAUGGGGUCACACGAGAUUACUCCUAUGCCCGAUGAUGAUGCCCAUGAGGACGUGGCCGAGCUGACCGAGGAAGACUUCCCACAUGUUCCGAAUUCUCAGGCCAUUUUUGGCCCCAACCUUUCUUCGGCCGAUGCCAUGGCCACUGAGGCCGAAUUUCAGCCCCUCUCUGCCAUAAGUUCGGGCUUUACCUUGACCCGCCUUCUCGAGGCGCCCCUAAGUGGCCCAACUUUUCAGGCGGAUGUGGUGGAGUCUACCGCCAUUACGGUCGGCCAUGCGAUCGUCGCCAAUGGUGUGCCUCCCACUAUUCCCACCGACAAAAGUGCACCACCUGAGCCCGUCCUUAUGUCGACCUUGGGAGCUCCUACCUUGGUUGUCGAUGCUAUUCCGUCUGAACUCCAACUUGAGAUUGGUGAGUCUUCAUCCUUUGUGCCCGCCGAGAUUACCAUGGAUCCAUCGGCGGAGGAUGGAGGAAACUUGGCCACGGUCCCCCAUGAAGAGGCCCCUCUACCAUCCCCUGAUCAGCCAUCUGGUGACAUUUUUGACUUCCUAGAUCAGUGGGAUGCAUCUAUAUCCUCCGCGGAGGCUUCCACUCGCCUUGCCACUUCUUCUACAUCGACCGGGGCCCUACCAGAUUCCGGGGCUGAGGCCAUACUUCGGUCAUACAGAGAUGGAGACUUCAUGUCCUUGGAGGACAAAGAUGAGAGAAGCAAGCUCAAGGCCGCCAUUGAGACUUUGGCGAGUUCUGGCUUUUUCCCUGAUCCACGCUCGGCGGCUAUGAUUACUCAUCUCUUUGGUCAGGUGGAGAGAUUUGCCCCCCGCCGCCGUCCUUUUCUGGAGGAGCAAAGGAUAGGCCAAGACUUGGAGCAGCGGAUUACCUCAUGUAGUGCCACCAUGAGGAGGGAGAUCGAGAUCGCCCGCCAAAUGCAGCAGGAGGCUGCGAAUAUCGAUGAGCAGGUGAGGCAGCUCCAAGAAAGGAAGGCUGGCAUUGUUGCCAAAGUCUCCGAGAUUGUCCGGAGCAAUAGGCCUCUCGAGGCUCAACUUCGACAGGAUGCAGCAGCGGCGGGAGCAUAUCGAGAGAGGAAGUUGAUGAUUCAGUCUACCUUGUCCGCCGGAGAUACCGCGAUGGAGAGCUUUAGGGCUGCCCUCCGGACCCUUUUCCCCGAUGCUUAG
This is a messenger RNA of Prunus armeniaca (apricot), 3096 nucleotides long. Lineage: Eukaryota; Viridiplantae; Streptophyta; Magnoliopsida; Rosales; Rosaceae. The record is from the annotation of a GenBank genome assembly.